GCGGCGGCGCCCGGCAUGUUCUACGCGGUGCGGCGGGGCCGCCAGCCCGGGGUCUUCCUGACCUGGAACGAAUGUCGAGCCCAGGUGGACCGGUUUCCUGCUGCCAGAUUUAAGAAGUUCCCCACGGAGGAGGAGGCCUGGGCCUUUGUGAGAAAGUCCUCCAGCCCUGAUGGUUCGGAAGGGAAGAAAAGUCAGCUUGGACAAGAGUCACAAGGGAGAGCAAACAAGCGCCUCCGAGAGCCCUCCGAGGACGACGGGGCGCAGCCCGGGGAGCCCUGCGCGAAGCUCGGGCGGCAGGACGCUGGCGCGGCCCCUUGCGUGAGCAGGGACACCUUUUCCUACAUGGGUGAGUCCGUCGUGGUCUACACUGACGGCUGCUGCUCCAGCAACGGGCGCAGAAGGGCGCGAGCUGGGAUCGGAGUCUACUGGGGGCCCGGCCAUCCUCUGAACGUAGGCAUUAGACUUCCUGGGCGACAGACAAACCAAAGAGCAGAGAUUCAUGCAGCCUGCAAAGCCCUGGAACAGGCGAAGGCCCAGCACAUCAGCAAGCUGGUCCUCUACACGGACAGCAUGUUCACUAUCAACGGCAUCACGAAUUGGGUUCAAGGUUGGAAGAAAAACGGCUGGAAGACGAGUUCAGGGAAGGACGUGAUCAACAAGGAGGACUUCGUGCAGCUGGAGAGGCUGGCGCAGGGCAUGGACAUCCAGUGGAUGCACGUGCCUGGUCAUUCGGGGUUCAGAGGCAACGAAGAAGCCGACAGAUUAGCCAGAGAAGGAGCCAGACAGCCUGAAGACUGAGCGAGACCCUUCACCCCUGGAGAAGCGGGCGCCCCGGUGGCUUGUGCCUUUCCUGCCGGCGCCUGCAGGAUGGACCUGGGGCAGGGUGCUGGCGAGCUUCAGACGGACCGGAAGGCGGGCCGGCCACGGGCUGAGAGGGCUCAGUGGGCAAUAAAUUGGGCACCCUUGAGGCCUGAGGGCUGGUGAGGCUUCUGCAUCCUGCUCGAUGGGCUUGGCUCCGCUCAGCAUGCCCGCGGUCGGGCAGGCGGCUUAGGGCUUCGACUGGAGAAGGGGCGGACAGACGGGGUUUAGACGUUUCCUCGGUGGGGCUGAGCCUUCGCCCCAGGUGGGCCUGGCCGUCUGUGCCCUUCAAGGAAGGCACUGCCCGGGGAGGGGUGUGGCCCAGAGGUGGUGUUGUUAUAGGACAGGGAGAGGGGCAGCCCAAACCCUGCAAACCUGCCUAUUCUACAUGGGUUCUGCCAUCCGCCGCAUCAACACAAAACAUAUAAGACUUUAAUGGGAAGGAACUUUAAUAAAACUAGGACACAAUACAGGUAAGGCAAAGAGUCUAGUUUCUAAAUGAAGCAUCCAGAGUUACCCGUCCCCUCGUGGGUAAAAGUCCAUCCAAAUGGGAUUGGCCCAGAGCAAGGCCCCAAGGCCUGCCCCAAGUCUAAAGCAUCUUCCAGUGGGGACCCACAGAAAAGGGUCAGAAACAACCAGACAAGCCCGGAAGGAAAAGAGCAAAAUCAACAUCAAGAUAAAAGCCGCCAUGGUCACCUCCCCACGGGUCUCACCCACAUCUGUGUCACCCCGUCCACAACCAAAAGACAAGCGCAGUUUCUUCACGUGUCUCUAGGCUCCACGCGCCUCCUCCAGGUCUCCUGGCUCCAUCCUGCUUCCUUCCUCAGUCUCUUCUGCAGCUUCUCCUCUUCCUGCUCAGCUCCACCCUCCCUUGGGUGGGGCAGGGAACCUCCCCCUUUCCUGGGACCACCCUGUUACAGUGUGGCGGGGAGCGGGGCCGGGAUCCCCAUGGUGAGUGCUGAGCACGCCCGUCUCCAGGGGGUCGCAUCGAGGGGGGAGAAAUCUGUUGAGACAUUUCCCUGCGCAACACUGCGAGGUUGAAGAACUGGCCUUGAUUGUUCACUUCUCGCCUAUUCGUGGAGACAAGCAGGAAAGGACUCACCGCAUGCGGAGCUUAGGCAUCAUUACUGCCCACGCUGCUCAUGUUGCCAGCCCCAGGCUGGAAGAGGGUGCGGACCAGGCCCGAGGGCACGCGGGCCCGACUCCAGCCCCGCUGGCUGUUUGGCUAGGCUUUCCUCAGUCUCUACUGAAGUUCC
This is a messenger RNA of Talpa occidentalis (Iberian mole), 2114 nucleotides long. RefSeq names its product ribonuclease H1 (gene RNASEH1). Lineage: Eukaryota; Metazoa; Chordata; Mammalia; Eulipotyphla; Talpidae. Gene Ontology annotation, molecular function: RNA-DNA hybrid ribonuclease activity; nucleic acid binding; magnesium ion binding. The transcript is spliced from 8 exons. Bases 16 to 798 code for a protein of 260 amino acids. The record is from RefSeq and is a predicted model, not a curated record. Gene Ontology annotation, biological process: DNA replication, removal of RNA primer.